Colletotrichum spaethianum is the source of this 1278-nucleotide messenger RNA. Its product is annotated as putative ankyrin repeat protein L25. The record is from RefSeq and is a predicted model, not a curated record. The coding region runs from base 1 to 1278 and encodes 425 amino acids. Gene Ontology annotation, biological process: biosynthetic process. NCBI's taxonomy places the organism in Eukaryota, Fungi, Ascomycota, Sordariomycetes, Glomerellales, Glomerellaceae. The transcript is spliced from 6 exons. Gene Ontology annotation, molecular function: L-kynurenine:2-oxoglutarate transaminase activity; pyridoxal phosphate binding. Gene Ontology annotation, cellular component: cytoplasm; mitochondrion.
AUGACCCUCAGCAGCAAGAUCAAGCCCGCGGCCCGUGUCGCCGGCCGGCGACAGGAUGUAUGGUCCAUCAUCAACGAGGCCGCUGCCGCCUCGCCCAAACAGCCCAUUGUGAACAUGGGCCAGGGCUUCUUCGGCUACAACCCGCCCGAGUUCAUCCUCAAUGCCGCGAAGCAGGCGCUGGACCGGGUUGAGUGCAACCAGUACAGCCCUACCAAGGGCCGCCCAAGGUUGAAGAAGGCGAUCGCCGAUGCUUACUCCCCAUACUGGGGCCGCAAGCUGGACCCUGAGACCGAGGUCACCAUCACCACCGGCGCAAACGAGGGCAUGCUCAGUGCCUUCAUGGCUUUCAUUGAGCCCGGCGAUGAGGUUAUUGUCUUUGAGCCCUUUUUCGACCAGUAUAUCAGCAACAUCGAGAUGCCCGGCGGCAAGAUCACCUAUGUUCCCCUGCAUCCCCCCACGGACGGUGCUACGGCAACAUCAUCUGCCGCCAACUGGACCAUCGACUUCGACGAGCUUGAGCGCGCAAUCACGCCCAAGACCAAGAUGAUCGUCCUCAACACACCGCACAACCCUGUCGGCAAGGUCUUUUCCAAGGAGGAGCUCCAGAAGAUCGGCGACCUGUGCGUCAAGCACGAGAUCAUCAUUCUCUCCGACGAGGUGUAUGACCGCCUGUACUACGUCCCCUUCACGAGAAUCGCCACCCUGUCUCCCGAGGUCGAGCGCCUUACCAUCACCGUCGGCUCCGCAGGCAAGAACUUUUACGCCACGGGCUGGCGUGUGGGCUGGCUCAUGGGUCCCGCCGAGCUCAUCCAGCACGUCUCCGCCGCUCACACCCGCAUCUGUUACUCUUCCGUGUCACCCCUGCAAGAGGCAUGCGCUGUUGGUUUUGAACAAGCCGAGAAGGAGGGCUUCUGGGACGAGACGAUCAAGGACAUGAAGGGCAAGAUGGACCGCUUCAACGAGGUCUGGAAGGAGCUGGGCAUGCCCUACUCGGAGCCUGAGGGUGGCUACUUCGUCCUCGUCAACAUGGCCAAGGUUAAGCUGCCCGAGGACUACCCCUUCCCGCCCCACGUCGCCAGCCGUCCUCGGGACUUCAAGCUCGCCUGGUUCCUCAUCCAGGAGGUCGGCGUCGCCGCCAUUCCGCCCACCGAGUUCUACACCGACGCCAACACCCACAUCGCCGAAGACUACAUCCGCUUCGCCGUCUGCAAGGAGGACGAGGUUCUCGAGACCGCCAAGGAGCGCCUCCGCGGGCUGAAGAAGUAUAUCCAGGAAUAG